GCUCACAGCUGGAGUAUGUCAGCCACGAAAACAAUGGACGAAGCCCGCAGGAGCCGGCUGCUGGCGCUGGAGCAGAAGAUCCGCGAUCCGGCAAGCAUCGGCAACAUCGAGUGCCUGCUGGAUACGGUGGCCGCGCUCGUGGCGGACUGCGACCACGAGAACGUAAAGAUCAUCAAAAACAUCGAGACGUUCAUCAAGCGCUACAAAAACCUCGCCCGUGACAUCACGAGUUUGCGCAUGAACCCGGACGAUUUCACCUUCAUCAAGCUGAUCGGGCGCGGUUCGUUCGGUGAGGUGCUGCUGGUGCGCCAAAAAACCACCAAGCAGGUGUACGCGAUGAAGCGACUGUCAAAGUACGAGAUGAUCACACGCUCCGAUACGGCGUUCUUCUGGGAGGAGCGCUACAUCAUGGCGAACGCGAACUCGGAGUGGAUUGUGCAGCUGCACUUCGCCUUCCAGGACGCGAAGUUCCUGUACAUGGUGAUGGACUUCAUGCCCGGCGGUGACAUCGUCGGGCUGAUGAACGUGUACGAGAUCCCGGAGAAGUGGGCCCUCUUCUACACGAUGGAGGUGGUGCUGGCACUGGACACGAUCCACCGGAUGGGCUUCAUCCACAGGGAUGUGAAGCCGGACAACAUGCUGCUCGAUAAGUACGGCCACCUGAAGCUGGCCGAUUUUGGCACCUGCAUGCGAAUGGAUGACGAUGGGCUGGUGCGGUCCUCGAACGCGGUCGGCACGCCGGAUUACAUCAGCCCGGAGGUGCUGCAGUUUCAGGGCGCCAAGGGUGGGUACGGACGGGAAUGCGAUUGGUGGUCGGUCGGUAUUUUCCUGUACGAGAUCCUGAUCGGGGAGACACCGUUCUACUCGGACAGUCUCGUCGGUACGUACGGCAAAAUAAUGGACUACAAAAACUGCCUCAUCUUUCCGGAGGAUGCACCGAUCAGCGAGAACGCGAAAUCGCUCAUAAAGGGCUUCCUCACCGAGCGCACGGUGCGGCUUGGCAGGCAUAGUGUGGAGGAGAUAAAAACCCACCCAUUCUUCGUGAACGACACGUGGACGUUUGAGAACCUGCGCGAAUCCGUACCACCGGUUGUGCCGGAGCUGAGCAGUGAUGAUGAUACGCGCAAUUUCGAGGAGGUUAACCGGAAGAACAGCAUCGGCACCAACUUCCCAACACCGACCACGUUCUCUGGGGACCAUUUGCCCUUUAUCGGGUUUACCUACUCACCCGACUAUCAGCUGCUGACCGGUGACGGUGCAACCGGUUCGAGUGGAUCCGACCCAACGGAGGACACCAUCGACAAUAAGGAUCCGGCGAAAACCCACCGACAUCGUCCAUCCAACAACGCCGAGCUGAUGCGGCUAGAAAGCAUGCUGCAGCGAGAGAAAAACACGGUUGAGUCUCUCGAGAAGCAGGAACGCACGCUUCGCCAACAGAUCGAGCUGAUCACGAAGCGUGAGUCAGACAUUCAAGCGUUAGCGAACGAGUACGAGCGGGAUCUAACGAUGCUAAAGCACAGCUACCGCGAGAUGCAACGGCGGGCGGAUGUUGAGCAGGAAACGCGCAAAAAACUCGACCUGGUGCUCGUCGAGACGAAGCAACGCCUGCAGGAGGAGCGCAACAAGCGAACGCGCGAAAUGAACAACCUGCAGCAGUACACCGACCGGAUUGGGGCGCUCGAAAAGCAGCUCGCGGAUGUGCAGGAGAAGUACAAGGCGGAGGUGGAGGCGGGCCAAAAGACCAAGAAACAAAUCGCCGAACUACGGCUCGUGAGCAGCAACGCCGAGCAGAAAGCGCUCGAUCUGCAAUCGAUGUUGCUGGGGUUGCAAACGAUGCGCGAUAUGCUGCAGCAGGAGGUUGCGGAUCUUCAAGGACAGCUGGCGCAGGAGCGCAACACGCGCAUCAAGCGGCACGAGCUGCAGAAGGAGCUGGAGGUGAAGGUGCAAUCGAUGUGCGUCGAUAUGGAGCGAAUUGCGGCCCGGGAGCAGCAGGUGUUUGCCGACAACCGUUCGCUUGUCGAUCGGAUUUCGGAGCUGGAAAAGGAGAACGCUUCCGUGCAGUGUGAGCUGAAGGCGGUACAAAAUCGGUACGAGCAGGAGGUGACCGCACACCAGGAGACGGCCAAAACGCGGCUGCUGAACAACGAGGAAGCGAACAUGCAGGAAGUUAAAGCCCUGCAAAGCAAGCUUACGGAGGAGAAACUUUGCCGCCAAAAGGCCGAGCAAAACUCGCAGGAAAAGGAACGGCAGCUGUCGAUGCUUUCGGUGGACUAUCGCCAGAUUCAGCAGCGUUUGCAAAAGCUGGAGGGUGAAUUUCGGCAGGAAUCGGAGAAGGUGGUCGCACUGCACAGCCAGCUGGAGCAGGAGCAAAGCAAGAAGAAUAGCCUGCUGUCGGAGAUAAGCCUGCAGAGCUCGGAGGUCGCUCACCUGAGGUCGAAGGAAAUGCAAUCGCAGAAGGAGAUGCAACAGCUGCGGGAAACGCGCAAGAAGCUCGAGGAGGAUAUUGCGAAUGUUAAGCAGCUGCAUAACACUGAUAUACUGCAGAUGAAAGAGGUACAGGACCAGCUGGAGGUGGAGCAGUACUUCUCGAAGCUGUACAAAACGCAGUACACCGAGCUGCGGGAUGAGAUGCAUGAUCGGAUACGCCAGCUCCAGAAGCUGGACGACGAGCGGAGCAACAUCCUGCACCAGCUGCAGCUGGCAAAUGCGCGCGCCGACACCGAGGCUCUGGCCCGCUCGAUCGCCGAAGAAACGGUGGCCGACCUCGAGAAGGAGAAAACGAUGAAGGAGCUCGAGCUGAAGGACCUGCUGACGAAGCACCGAAACGAGAUGAUGGCCAAAGAGGGAACGAUGAUGUCGCUGCGGGACGCCGAAGCCGAACUGCGGAAGUCACUCGGCAACAAGGAGUACGAGCUGGAGGACGCGCUGCAGCAGCACAAGAAGCUGCAGGACGAGCUGAAGCGGCUCAAGUACGAGCUGGUGGAGCUGGACAAGUGCCGCGCGAAGCUGGUCACGGAGACGAUCCUGAAGCAGCAGGCGGUGAACAAGCUGGCGGAGAUCAUGAACCGGAAGGAUAACAAUCUCACCAGCAAGCAGAAGAUGAAGGUUAACUCGACGGCGGAGCUGCGGAAGAAGGAGAAGGAAAACAAGCGGCUGCAGCAGGAGCUGUCGGUGGAGAGGGCGAAGUAUGAUGAGCUGUGUCAGAAGCACAAUGAAGUCAUCACUCAUUUAUCGCGAGAAAUCGACAUUAAAACAAAGCUUCAGAUGGAGAUCGACUGCAAAGCGACGGAGAUCGAACACUUGCAGAUGAAGCUGAUCGAAACGGCGUCCUUGUCAUCAGUCGACAACGACAUGAUGGAGGAGAAUCAGGAUUCCAUCUUCGAGGGUUGGCUAAGCGUGCCAAACAAGCAGAAUAUCAAACGGCACGGCUGGAAGCGCCAGUUCGUCGUGGUCUCCCCGAAACGCAUCAUCUUCUACAGCUCGGAGCUGGACAAGCAAAACACGAGCGAUCCGUUGCUAAUCAUCGACCUAAGUAAAGUAUUCCACGUCCGUCCGGUGACGCAAGGUGACGUUAUACGAGCCGAUCCCAAAGAGAUACCGCGCAUCUUUCAGCUCCUGUACGCUGGCGAGGGUGAAGCGCGCCGUCCGGAUGAGCAGCCACAAAUCGACAUCGCCUCCUCACGUAGCGAGGAAAAGCCCCUCACGCUGCAGUACAAAGGCCACGAGUUCCUGCAAAUUAGUUACCAUAUUCCAACAACGUGCGAUCUGCCUUCGUGCCAGAAGACGCUGUGGCACAUGUUCAAGUCACCACCGGCGUACGAGUGCAAGCGUUGCCGGUUCAAGCUGCACAAGGAGCACGUUGAUAACAACAACCCGCUGGCGCCGUGCAAGCUGCACCACGAUCCGAACCACGCCCGCGAAAUGCUGCUGCUGGCCACCUCCAACGAGGACCAGCACCGCUGGGUUAGCCGGUUAUCGAAGCGCAUCCAGAAAAGCGGCUACAAAGCCAACUCGACCAACAACGUCGGUACGCUUGGGGGCAGCUCCGUGACUGGUGGUGGGUGCGGUGUCGCCGCUUCCGGCAACAAUGGCAACAAUCUGCCGGCCAGCAACAGCAGCGCCAAUCUCGAUUCGGCCAAGGUUUCGCCAAGCCAAUCCGCACGGUCCAACAACAAACCGACGUCGGCGGCAGUUGUCCAGCGGUCGGCCACCCUGCCGGCUAAUGCGUCGCUCAAACAGCAACCACAACCGUAA
Molecule: messenger RNA, 4254 nt
Organism: Anopheles nili
Lineage: Eukaryota; Metazoa; Arthropoda; Insecta; Diptera; Culicidae
Product: rho-associated protein kinase 2
Exons: 11
Coding region: 16-4254 (1412 amino acids)
Biological process (GO): regulation of cell junction assembly; Rho protein signal transduction; cortical actin cytoskeleton organization
Cellular component (GO): cytoskeleton; cytoplasm
Molecular function (GO): Rho-dependent protein serine/threonine kinase activity; ATP binding; small GTPase binding
Source: RefSeq, a predicted model, not a curated record